AUGGUGACGACAUGCAUUCUCUCCACCGGAAACAUCAUGACCGCCGGCGCCGAAGUCAUCCGGCGGCCGACAGUCGGCGGCUCAAACACCGAACUCGUCAAUUCGCUGCGCGAGAAGUUCAAAGCGGCCUCCGCCGACGAGUCCGCCCCGACUGAGAACGGCAAUGGCAAUGGCAACGGCGCCGGCGCACAUCGGCUCAAGGUCGAGGAGUGGACGAGCGUGGGUGAGGAUGGGAUAAUGUACAUCCCCGCCGCGGCGAACAGCGAGCCGGAGGUGCUGGUCGAGGAUAGGGAGGAGUAUGAUGUUACCGUAAAACUAUUCUACCUCCCGGACUCCCCCGCCGCCUCCCGCCCCCAACACACCCAAGACGCCAUCCGCCUCGUCACCACAGCCCUCGGCAUUCCAACCAUAACCCUCCUCAUCAUCUCCUUCCCGCACAUCACCUUCGACGCCGACGACGACGAGCACUCGCCCCCCGCCGACAUCCUCUCCUGGGCGCACACCUACCGUUCCGUCGAGGCCCUCCACGCCGCCGGCACCAUCGCGCGCAUCGGUCUCGCCGAAUUCGGGACUUCCCGCCUUGAACAAUUUCUCCCGCACACCAUCGUGCGGCCAAGUGUGGACCAGAUCAACGUUCGCGACUGCUGCGUCGUGCCGCGGCCGCUGAUACUGUAUGCGAAGCAGAACGGCAUCGAGCUGUUGACGCAUAAUGACUGUGCGGAUGUGCUGCCGGCGGAGACGAUGAAGGGCCUGCUGGAGGAGUUUGGGGUUGUGGGGGCGGAGAAGGAGGUCAGGCCGUUGUGGGUCGUCAAGUAUACGGCGGUGAUUAGGAGCCGGGGGGUGGUGGAGAAUAAAGGGUAUAUCUUGAUGACGGAGAUUGACGAUUGA
Messenger RNA from Morchella sextelata, 888 nucleotides. RefSeq lists its product as uncharacterized. Gene Ontology annotation, cellular component: glutamate-cysteine ligase complex. Gene Ontology annotation, biological process: glutathione biosynthetic process. Gene Ontology annotation, molecular function: enzyme regulator activity; glutamate-cysteine ligase catalytic subunit binding. The coding region runs from base 1 to 888 and encodes 295 amino acids. The transcript is spliced from 3 exons. Lineage: Eukaryota; Fungi; Ascomycota; Pezizomycetes; Pezizales; Morchellaceae. The record is from RefSeq and is a predicted model, not a curated record.